Messenger RNA from Durotheca rogersii, 2401 nucleotides. Its product is annotated as PAPA-1-like conserved region-domain-containing protein. Gene Ontology annotation, cellular component: Ino80 complex. Gene Ontology annotation, biological process: chromatin remodeling. The transcript is spliced from 3 exons. The record is from RefSeq and is a predicted model, not a curated record. Bases 685 to 2031 code for a protein of 448 amino acids. NCBI's taxonomy places the organism in Eukaryota, Fungi, Ascomycota, Sordariomycetes, Xylariales, Xylariaceae.
ACAUACAUACACGCACAUAUACGUAGAUAUACACACACCACGCGGCAGCCGGCAGCAGUCGCGGCGGCAAAAGACACGAGGGACAAGAGAGCGACAGUCUAUGUGCCGGGUCUUGCUGCCCGUUUGCCAUCAGGCUCUCCCCCUCUGCAUACCGUCCCUAUCCUCCCAGAUCUCUCCCUCUCUCCCUCUCUCUCCCUCUCUCUUCCUCUCUCUCCCCGAGAUACCCAACACCAAAAGCGCAGAACCACCCCGAGAGUCGACGGCAACCCACACAGAUCGCAGAACCGCCGAGCCGGGCACACCGAGCCGCAGAUCGACGUGUCACUAUCACGCCUUGAUACCGCACUGGGAACCUUACCUAUCCCUACCUUUCCGCCGUCUCUUCCUCGCGCUUCUACCUCUCCUCUGCCUCUCUCUUCAGCCUUCCUCCUUCCCCUCCCGAGCGGCCGUGCGCCUUUGCCGCGCCACCCCUCCUCUUUUUAAAUCUCCUCUCCCCCAUCGCCGAAAAUUGGUCCUUUAUAUUUGCCCUGUCUCAUUCAAAUUGGUCCCCUCUCGCUUCGCUCUGCCCAAUCUACCCGUCUCUCUACACCGGCCAACCCCAACCCCAGCCGACCCUGCUUCCCCGUACACUACGUCACCCACGUCGUCUAGAUAGAGACCAGCUAGUAGUCAAAAGAAAUCAAAAUGACUUCUCGCCCGCGCCGCGCAGCGGCUCAGCGGGCAAAUACCGCAAUCACUGACAUGGUCGACAGCGACAACCACAUCAAUAGCCGGACGGGCAGAACCAUGUCUUCGAGAGCGUCCCGCCGAUCUGAGGGUAAGAGUGCCGCUGCACCGGUCGAGCACGGCCCUCUCUCCUCGCCCGCAGCUUCUAACCAGCACGUUCGUUUCACAGUUAAGCUGCCGGCGAGCAAGCUGCGCCAGGCAACCUCGAGCCGCGUCGGUCAAUCCAGUCGUCAACAAUCCUCGGAUGCCGGCGUCGUGGAGGGCAGGAGGAACCGCCCCCAGAAGAAGAAGAGCUACGUCGUCGAAACUAGUGACGACGACGACGACGACGACGACGACGAUGAUGAUGACGAUGAUGACGAUGACGACGAGCUGGAAGAGGAGGAUGACGACGAUGAUGAUGACGACGAUGCCGAGGGAGAAGACGACGACAUAGCCGACAUUGCCGAGGAAGACGCUGAGGGCGAGAUCGUCGUCGACGACACCAUGGAAAUCGACGCCGAAGGGGACGACGACGACGACAUCGGCGACGAGGAUGCCGAAGGUGAAGAUGACGACAUGGAAGUGGACCUCAUACGGCCCCCGGCUCCCGUAAUCAAGGUCUCGAAGCCGCCAAAGAGCUCCAAGUCAAAGGCCCCAGCUAAGUCUGCCGCAAAAGCUGCUGUAACCCAAGUUAGAGACAGCGAAGACGACGAAGACGACGAUGAGGAACUUAGUGAGCUAGAGAGCGAAGCAGACGAGAUCCAGGACACUGUCAAGGUUGGAGGUGGUGACGAGGAGGAUGCGGAAGGCGAAGACGAGGAGCUCGGGCCGGCCAAUCCCGCUGAAGAAGACGAGGAUGCCGGUAGCGAGGGCGAGAACGGGAGCCGAGCAGAUACGCCCGAUCUUACUAAAAUGACAAAACGUCAACGCGCCCGAUUCGAAGAAAAUGGAGACACCCUCAUGAAACUAUCUGAUGAGGUGCAAGCAAAGAAGCACUUCACGGCAGAAGAGCUGUCGAUGCGUCGCGCCGAGAUGGCUCGCCGACGACGCAACCUUAGCGAGAAGCGCAAUGAAGAAGUGAAGAUGGAAACCAUCAACAAACUGCUCAAGAAACAAGCGCCCAAGACAAACCGCAAGUCACUGCUUGGGGAUCUAGGUCCCGAUGGCCAUGUGUAUAAGCCUAAUCCCGUAUUCGUGAGAUGGACCAGCAACAAGGAUGGCAGCCGAGUCGGUAUCCCCGAAGAGAUGCUUUCCGGGCCAGCCGGCCGGGUUUUUACUCCGAGCGGUCCCCGAGGCGGGAAAAUGGUAGAGGAGGUGUCGUAGGGGCGACGGGUGACCGAUCCCUGACCAACACAAUGGCUUAGAUUCUCGAAACGCGGCUCCCUACCAUUGUGGGCAGCUAAAACCGUCCUCGAGUCGUCAGCGCCCCUCACGCUACGGCAGGAAUCAUCAGUGUAUCCUUCAAGGAGUAGAUUGUCUGUUUGUAUUAAUAUUAGAAGGAAGGGAGAGGCAGACGGUUCACAGCGAUAGUACGACCUCCGAUGUCGUUUUGAUGGCACGAUAUAAAUGCCGCAGUAAUAAUAAACCAAGUUGGCAAGUAUAAUAUUGUCAGUCAAUAGUAUUAGGUGCCCAUAGUUACGUACGAUCACAACAUAUAAUAGCACCCUGGUAUUAUUUUAUUUUAUUUUUUUUA